Messenger RNA from Limulus polyphemus (Atlantic horseshoe crab), 1471 nucleotides. Its product is annotated as MFS-type transporter SLC18B1-like. Gene Ontology annotation, biological process: transmembrane transport. Lineage: Eukaryota; Metazoa; Arthropoda; Merostomata; Xiphosura; Limulidae. The transcript is spliced from 12 exons. The record is from RefSeq and is a predicted model, not a curated record. Gene Ontology annotation, molecular function: transmembrane transporter activity. The annotation marks the transcript as partial.
UAUCACAUUCUUCACCAGUCGUUCCAGAUUAACGCAUCUCGAGCACACUCUACUUCAGCUGAGCACCACGAUCAUGGGGAAACGGGAAGAGACACUACAUAAAAACAACAUAACUCAGCACCAAAAAGAUGCAUCUCGAAAAGCUCUGCUCUCUUCAAAAGAUAACUCUCAUAAUAACUCAACAUGGUCUCAUCAGGACUUGUCUUGCAGCUUCAGUCAAAAUUCCACUAACGUGAAUUUAACAGAGAGUGGUGAUCAAAAUUCGUGUGACAACUCCGAUAAAACAGAGCAAGUGAACUUCAGCAGUGAAAUUUCUCGAAGUGAAAAUUGGAUAUCUACUGAAAAAGAAGUGACAAACAAAAAAACCAAUGCCUUCUCACGUCGUCAGAUUAGUGUUUUAUGUUCUUUAGCUAUAGGAAACCUCCUGGUAGGAGCGUGCUAUUCUCUCCUAGCCCCAUUUUUUCCUCAAGAGGCUGAAAAGAAGGGCGCAAGUUCAACAGAAUACGGCAUGGUGUUUUCGGUUUAUGAAUUAGUGGGAUUUAUUUUUGCACCUGUUUAUGGACGUCUGCUCCCCAUCCUCAAGGCUAAAUUUCUAACUUAUUGUGGUCUAUUUGUUUGUGGAUCAUGCUGUAUUUUGUUUGGAUUCCUGGAUAAAGCAGAACCAGGUUCCACUUUCCUUAUUCUUGCUAUUGCUGUGCGGAUCGUUGAAGGCUUAGGUGGAGGAGCCUACUACACAGCUAGUCCCGCCAUUGUAGUUUCGGAAUUCUCUGGAAGAACAACAACUGCAUUUGUUGGAGGCUAUGUUCUACCAUUUUUAGUGUUGGGUUUACUUUUGCUACUUUCUUCAGUCAUGAUAUUCUUCAUUCUGCCAGAUAUCGAGGAUGGAGUUUACACAAGUGCUGGAUACAAAAGUUUACUUCUAAAACCCAAGAUGGUGAUGUGUGUCAUGGUGCUCAUUAGUGGCUUUAUUUUCUUUGGGUACAAUGACGCCACCCUAGAACCCCAUCUCAGGAAGUUCAAUUUAACGCCAGCUGUUCUUGGAAUGAUAUUCGUUGCUGUUGGAGGAGUGUAUGCCUGUACUACACCGUUUUGGGGAUAUUUAUGUGAUAAAGGAUCAAACCCACGUUUGCUGUGUCUUGUAGGCUGUGUCAUCUGUUUUAUUAGUCUGCUUCUGGUGGGCCCGGUACCAUUCUUCAACUUUGAAGCUGACCUCUGGUUGAUCAUUCUUGCACUAUCCCUUCUAGGACUAGGACUGUCUGCAAAAUUGGUCUGCACCUUCGCGAUAGCAUUACAGGAUGCCACAGAUCGCGGCUUUCCCGACGACGUGUCUACUUACGGAAUGAUUGGUGGCUUGUUCGCAUGUGUGUCAUCAAUAGGUGCUUUCAUUGGACCUUCUUUGGGAGGCUAUCUUCUAGACACUACAGGAUAUGAAUAUGGUACGCUGGUACUUGUAACCCUCGAAGCUAUACUG